AUGGAUGAGUUUUAUGUAGCCGCCCUAGAUAAUCUCGAACGACAAGAAAUUAAUGCUCUAAAUUAUAGGAAAUUAAAUCAUAAAGAAAGGUUUGAUGCUUUUUUAUUGCCAGACGAUGUAUUUAUAGCUUUAAAUUUUUGUGCGACUGGUUCUUACAAACAUCCCGUUGGAAAUAGCCAUUUAACAUUUGUUUCCCAGCCAUCAGUUUCGAGAGCAAUUGAUGAAGUAGUAAAAGCUAUGAAUCAACCAGAAAUAUUUAAUUACUGGGUAACAUUGCCAUCAACAUACGAUGAAUUACGACGAACAAGAGAAAAGUUUAAUACUAAAUUUAUAUUUCCGGGAAUAGUGGGUAUUAUCGACUGUACCCAUGUUGGAAUAUUUCCCCCCAAAAAGGAUGAUCCAGAUCAUCCUGAAUAUAUAUAUGUAAAUAGAAAAAACUACCAUAGCAUUAAUGUCCAUCUAGUAUGUGAUUCGGAUAUGAAAAUAAUUAAUGUUUCAGCAUUAUUUCCAGGGAGUGUAAAUGACGUCUACAUUUGGAACAAUAGUCAACUAGAACUUAUUCUUAGGGAAAUUAAUAACUAG
Molecule: messenger RNA, 582 nt
Organism: Metopolophium dirhodum (rose-grain aphid)
Lineage: Eukaryota; Metazoa; Arthropoda; Insecta; Hemiptera; Aphididae
Product: putative nuclease HARBI1
Exons: 4
Coding region: 1-582 (193 amino acids)
Source: RefSeq, a predicted model, not a curated record